Phaedon cochleariae (mustard beetle) is the source of this 7721-nucleotide messenger RNA. The record is from the annotation of a GenBank genome assembly. Lineage: Eukaryota; Metazoa; Arthropoda; Insecta; Coleoptera; Chrysomelidae.
CCGCGCGCGUCAUAUGUCGACGAAUUUUGAAAUGAAUGUUGCGCUAUUCGAUAUCCACAAUUUUUGAAAAAUCGUGACCAUGGAAGAAGGACUGAUCGUUUUUUGUCUGACAUUUUUCUGUUGCGGACUUCUCGAUAUCUCGUUGGGUGGGGCAUCUUUCAAUAAACCGCAAAUACUCGUGAAUGGAAGCCAAGAGAUAUUAGAGGUCAACAGCAACCACUCAAUUUUUUGUCAGGGCAAUAAACCAGUUCAAUGGAAACUUCCAGAAAUAACGGAGAGAUAUUCUGUAUGGACCACGUUCAAAAUGGAGGAAACAAAACCAACGAGUCCGUAUUUCCAAUAUGGAAAUCGCCUCUACAUAACCAAUAUGACGUAUCCAUUUGUUGGUUUUUAUUAUUGCCAGUACAAGAAUGCCAAAGAGCCUGAAGAAAGUUCUAGAAUUUACAUCGAUGUUGAAGAAGAAGAAACUUUCGAGAAACCUCAGAUACUGCUUGUGAAUGGAACUGAGAAGGUACUGGAAAUCAACGGCAAUGACUCGUUUCUUUGUCAGGGAAAUCGACCAGUUCAUUGGAAACAUCCCAAAAUAGAGGAAAGAUACGCUACAUGGACAACGAUCAAAAUUGAAGAAGUCAAACCGACCAAUCUGCAUGGUCGUUAUGGAAGUCGACUCUACGUCACCAACAUGACUUUUCCGUUUGUUGGCUUUUAUUACUGCCUGUAUGAAAACGUUGAGGACAUUGAAAGAGGUUCCAGGAUUUAUUUAUAUGUUGAUGAUCCUGAGAAUCUAUCAGUAACAGCAGACAUCGAUGACCUGGAUAAUGGUACAGUAGAUAUCAUAUAUGGAAGACAGUACGAAACUGUUAUAUUACCUUGCAGACCUACAUCUCCAUAUGUCGAUGUAACAUUAAAGGAAGUUGGCGAAAACGGGCAGGUUCCACAGGACGUCCUCUUGAGAGAUGAAACCGUUGUUCAUUUCAACAGGUUCUUUGGAUUUAUAACCAACAAGACUGCCGAAAUUAGUCAGAAAUUGUAUCUUUGCAGUUUCAUCAGGGAUUCGAACACUAAAACUAAAGGGGUCCAAAUUAUUUCGGAAAAGAGCAAAUCCUCGAUAGCUACCCCAUUCAUAAAAGAUAAUAAUAAUGGACAUACGACAGUUGGAAAAAAUCUUAGCUUGACAUGCAGCGUAUACUCAGAAAUAACAAUCGAUUUUCAAUGGAGAGGACCACAUGGACCAAUAGAUCCACAGUUGUUUGUUAAUUCCGAUGAAAAAGAAUAUACGUCGACGUUGCAAAUUGACAAAACUGAACUUGAUGAUAGAGGUGUUUAUACUUGUUACGUAUCUGAUCACCAACAUCAUACCUCGAAUUCCAGCAUAGAAAUCAAGAUUUUUGGCUUGGAAGAACACAACCUAACCAUGGCAGAAAUGAAUAACAAGUAUUACAUCGAAACAUACGCGGGCAAAGAAGAUGUAAAAUUUACUGUCUUCAUUUGGGGUCAUCCGCAUCUCCAUUACACGUGGUCGAAUAAUCGGAAUAUGACAAUAUCCAAUAAGAAGUCAGGAGGAAAAUAUGACAUUGAAUUUAAGCACAAUUACCUUACACUCACUAUCAACUAUAUCAACAUUACCGACCUGGGACACUAUACACUAACUGGAACGAAUUCGUAUGAUAAAAAUACUCUGGACUUUUUCUUGAACGUAACAGAUAAACCAAGUGUCACAAUGGAAACAGAACCUUUUCACAUGCUUGGAAAACCUGGAAAAGUGAACUGUACAGCUUCUGCACACCCAGCACCAAUUUUCCAGUGGGGUUACAAGUCUUGCUUAAGGGACGAUUGCAUCUUACAACAAAUUGAGAGUACCAUUAUCGAGGAAUGGGAUGUGGUGUUCGUAUCGCAAGUCGAGCUCAAUACUUCAGAGCCAGUGGGUUUGUUGAAAUGCAUCGCUAAAAAUUUCAUUGGUUCUGAUGAAAGCACAAUCCAGUAUAUUGUAUCAGAUUUUGAAAAUGGUUUCAGCAUGACAGGAUUCGAUGAAUCAGUCGUAUUUGACGAAAGUGGAAGAUAUGCGUCUUUUGCUAUAGGACACCCAGUGAAAGUGAAAUGCGGUGCAUCUAAACAAAAAUACAAGAAUAUAGUAUGGUUAUUGAAUGGCUCACCACUGAAAGCAGAUGACAGAUUUAAAAUCACACAAAGCAUGACCGACUACUCGUACAUAUCGUACUUAGAAAUUGAAGAGGUUAAGUAUGAGGAUACUGGAAAUUACAGCUGUAGAGUAGAAGAAGUGAAAUCCAGUAAUGGUAGAUCGUCCUUCAGAAAGAAAACAAUGAGAUUUUUCAUGGAAUAUCCUACAAAACCGAAAAUUACUGGAUCAGAUAAGAAAGAAACUAUUGAAAGGAACUAUCCACAGGAGGCAGAGUUGUUCUGUGAAGUUUAUGGGAUACCAAAACCAAAAAUAAUAUGGUAUAAGGGUGGAUCAGAGUUUGAUCCAGAUGGAUCAAGAAUCUUAUUGAAAAAUGGAAAUCAAGUACUCAGAUUCAACCAAACCAGUGAGCAAGACGAAGCAAGUUACGAGUGCAGUGCUCAGAACGAACAAGGCAAAGUCUCUAAAACUUGGCAUCUCAAAAUUAAAAAUAAGGGAGGAUCAUCUUUAUGGUAUUUCGUGAUCAUCGUAGUCCUUUUUAUUAUAUGCUUAGUGACGGUUAGUUGUAUCGUCGUCAAAGUAAGGAAAGAAAAGCGACUCCAGAGAGAAUUGAAACUCCUCGGCUUGGCAAACUUCGAAAAGGGAGCCGUUGAAAACAUAAAUCCAGAACUUGGGCUAGACGAUCAAGCAGAAUUGUUACCAUAUGACAAGAAAUGGGAAUUCCCCAUUGAACAGCUCAAGCUUGGUAAGCAGUUGGGGUCUGGUGCUUUCGGUGUUGUCAUGAAGGGAGAAGCCAAACACAUCGUGGACGGUGAACCCCUGACCACUGUUGCAGUGAAAAUGGUGAAGAAGAAUGCCGACCACAUCUACAUCAAAGCUCUGGCAUCCGAACUGAAGAUUAUGGUCCAUUUGGGACAGCAUUUGAAUGUUGUGAAUCUUCUGGGAGCUUGCACGAAAAAUGUUGUGAAAAAGGAACUGUUGGUUAUUGUGGAGUAUUGUCGAUAUGGUAACUUGCAAAAUUAUUUGCUGCGACACAGAGACAAUUUCGUUCACCAGGUGGAUCCGAAAAAUGGCAAACUGAACUACAGCCUUGGUCAAGAUAUUCUGGAUCGGACUUAUUCAGUAUCUAGUAACAGAAGUGAGAUCCAAUCACCACUUCUCAAAUAUGCUGCUCUUGCUUUUUCCAACAAAGGCAAUGGUCCCAUAUUGCCUCCUUCUUCUAGUAUGGGUGAUUAUCGAGCCAAACAGAAUAGCGGAGGAUCUGAUACCACUGAUAUGACCGCUGUUUCUCAAAGUAACGAGAUUGUUUUGAGUAACAACAGUAUUCAACCAGAAUGGAGGUCAAAUUACAAAGGGGACUAUAGGGGCAAUGUCAAACCAAUCAGUACCAAAGAUCUCGUUGCUUGGUCUUUCCAAGUGGCAAGAGGAAUGGAUUAUCUGUCUUCUAGAAAGGUCCUGCAUGGUGAUUUAGCUGCCAGAAAUAUUCUGUUAUCAGAUGACAAUAUUGUCAAGAUAUGCGAUUUUGGUUUGGCCAAGACCAUGUACAAAAAUGACAAUUACAAAAAGCGGAGUGACUGCCCUCUACCAGUGAAGUGGAUGGCCAUCGAAUCUAUCAGAGACAGGAUUUUCUCUACCCAGUCGGACGCUUGGUCCUUCGGUAUCGUCCUCUGGGAAUUGUUUUCCCUAGCAAGGACUCCAUACCCUGGAAUGGAGGCAGACGAGAGGCUCUAUCACAAGCUGGUAGAUGGUUACAGGAUGGAGGCUCCGGAGUAUGCUCCAAAAGAAAUCUAUGACCUGAUGACUGAUUGUUGGAAAUCCCAGCCUUUGGAAAGGCCUUCCUUCUCAAAGUUGACCGAGCGCUUGGGAAAUUUACUGGAGGAUACAAUAAAAAAGUAUUAUAUCGAUCUGAACGACCCCUAUUUGGCCAUGAACACGAAGCUGAUCGAGGAUGGCAAAAGCGAUUAUCUUGCCAUGGUUAGCCCCCCAACAUUUGAGGCUCUGUCCAGUCCACACCAACUACACGAUUCGUCUGAUGAUGGAUACAUGAGCAUGAACCCCGGGGGAAUAUUCAGUCCCAGAGUCACAGAAGGUGAGAUAUUCGACUUCAACAUCCCGAACAGGAAACCCCUCUCAUCCGAAGGCGGCACUGGACACGAGCUGCUCCCAAUGCUGCACGUCCUCAGCGAGUCCGACAGCGAGACACCCCUUGCCACUCCUAAUCAGUCGCCCAACCCCAAUGGGGUGUCCAACCCCAGUUACCAGCUGCCUCCCUCCAUAACGCAGGAGAAGACGGCAUCAAGCGGGGAAAUAGUGAAAAGUGCUGAUAAUUACGUGAAUAUGCCGCAGAACAAGAGCAUGUUGAGAGAUAAAGCUAACGUGGAUGAGAAAAAGGAUAAGGUCGUGGAACACAACUAUGUGAACGGUGAUAUCAGGGAUUGGGAAAGUGUUAAUGCGGUGUGAGUGUGAAGAGAUAAUCACGGGAAGGAUUCAAAACCUACUUUACCUAAAGUAAGAAGUGUAUACUUUUACCAUUACAGUGUUGGCUCUUGAAGAGAAGAAAAUGAACAGGUAUCAGUAGUUGUUCAUCCAUUCGCAGAAACAAAAGUUGUUACCGACAGUCCAUGAAUAAUUGAUUGUGUGGUUUGGUCACCUAAUUAUAGUUAACACCUGGAAUGACUGCUAAUGAUAUCUAAAAAUUGGUCCACGAACUUUAAGCUCAUUUGCUUGAUUGCCCUCUCUUGCUGCACAUCACUGAGGUUAUUGCAAUUUUCAAGAUAGACAUCUGAAAUUGGAUUUUACAAUGGGUUGAGAAAUAUACUUAGAUUCACGAUUUGCGUUUGUCGUAUUUGGCUCGAAUAUCGAUGACUUUAUCCUGUUAAUGUAAACAUUCCAUUGCUUUAUGUAGUUCUCACUCAAAAAAUUUUAUUUGCUAGCAGAAAUAAAGUUUAAUUAGAAUCAAUUAUUCAUGGCCUUUUCUACAGUGAUAACAAUGAUUACAGCAUAUCGAAAAGAGAAUUUUUUGAUAUGACUUGGCCAUUACUUGAUGGAAAUCUAUAGCAAAUGAAAAAACUUUACAAACGAUGAGAUUUCCAAUAUAACUCAUUUCACCUUGAUGCUGCUAGUUCUACACUCGGACAAAAUGGAUUCACUCAUGCAGCCUUAUUUGAGUUCAAUAAACUACCAGAUGAAAUUGAAAACUGCAGAAAUAAAGGUACCUACAUCUAAAAAGAGAAUGAAAAAACUGAUCAUUUCGGAGAGAAAUAUUUGAAAUUUAUCUGUAAGUUAUGUCAUUGACUAGAAUGCUUCUGUAUGUUCAUUGAUCGUUUUGUGUUACUGUGAUUUAUUGUGAUAUCCUGAUUUAUUAUUCAUGUUAACUUCUGCUCAUGUUUGUGUAGUAGUUCAUAGAUAUUAUUUUUUACUUAUUAUUUUAUAAUUAUGUUCUUCCUCAUACCAGAACUUGUUCUGACUGGGAGAUAUAUAUGUGAUAAAAAAAUAAAUAAAAAUAAUUCUUAAUACAUGACAUGUUUCGCUAACACAAUAGCUUCAUGAGGUGAAUAUACUGGUACAAUAAGAUAAACUAACGUUGGCUUGCUCAACUUUCAUAUAUCCGACUUUCCCAACCUGGAGGAUAUGUGGAAAGGUUCGAUAAACCGUCAUUUUCGGAAAAUAGGCACAAUAAAAUUAAAAAAACACAUGAUUUCAUCACGAAAUGGAUAUAAUUGAUACUUUGCCAUCUACUGAUUAGUCCCUGUGGCUAUUUUUAUGACUUGAUCGAUUUAGCAUUUUUAGAUUUUUUAGAUUUUUAUUGUUGUUGUUGUCACCUUAUAUUAUUUUAUUAUUGUUGUUUGUAAUCAACUUCCUCAUACCAGAAUUUUAUUUCUGACUGGAAGCUAGUUUUUCAAUAAACAAUAAUAUAUCUAGAUUAAAAUACGGUGUAAUGGUUUAACUUCAAAGAGUUGAUAGUAAAUACAUAUAUAUAUAUAUAUAUAUAUAAAUAUAUAUCAUCACCUACUGAGAAAACAAUUUCAACAGUGGUGAUCUAUCAAGGUCUAGUUGAUCGUUAAGUAAAAUGUAAAUUUUUUUUAGUUUGUUGAUUUCUACUGAUCCACAAUGAUAGGGUUUUCUACGUGUAGAAUUUCGAAAUAAUCAUCAAAACUAUGGGUUUUUUUUCAAUAAAUGGUUGACGUGGGCAAGAUCCAAAGUUGAGUUUGUAUAUCCCUGAUUUUUCGGAUCUAGAAGAUUUUUCUUUAUUAUUUUCAUUAUUUUUUAUGAACCUUCGCAACGUGUUGGGAAUACGUUGGAAAGGUUUAUCGAAAAUAAUGAAGACAAAAUAAAUAAAUAAAAUAGAGAUAAAACUUCUGAAUUCGAAAAAUCAGGGGUAUACAAACUCAAGUGUGGAUCUUGCCCUAUGGUAUCUAUCUGUCAGACAGGUCGAACGUUUAAUCAGCGCAUUCAAGAAUAUGAGAUGAAUUUUUUGAAAAAGAAAACAAUUUCAACAUACGCUAACCAUAUAACUAUUAAAAGAAAACCAUAGUUUUGAUGAUAAGUUCGAAAUUUCACACGUAGAAAAUAAAGGAAAAAAACAUUUUGAAUCAUUAGAAAUCAACAAACUCAAAAAUUCUAACAUUUUACUUGACGAUCAACUAGACCACAAUAGUUCACCAUUGUUGAAUUUGUUUUCUUAGUAGGUUAUAAUAUGUGUUUCCUAUCCAUCAUUCUAAGUUAAUCCGUUACUUCAUAUUAUAAUCCUUCAAGUUGGGAAAGUAGGAUAUAUAUAAAAUAAGGCAAGCCAAGGUUUAUUUAAUUCAUUGUACCAGUAUUCCACCUGAUGAAACUACUGUGUUAGAGGAACAUGUCGUGAUAUUGAGAAUUUUCUAUGAAUAUCAUCGUUUGUGAAGUUUUUACAUUUACGUAUGAAUUCUCGCCACCUUCGUUCAGCCUAUAUUUGAUGGGUUUUUAUAUAAUGUUUGUUUUCAUCAGAAGGGCAUAUUGUAUAUUUCCACCAGAAUGAGGAGGUUCCCCUGAUGAUGGAAGAAAUGUAAGAUAUAAAAGAAGACUUGAUACUAUAGUAAUGAUUCGUCGUAUAAGUUCAUCACAUUCCAUUUUAUUUUUUAUUUUGUUAUUCUGCUUAGAUCUCCUAGUCAAACUCUUAUCAAAAAGUUUUUUGGAAUUUGCCUACCUUAUGAUUUUUCCACCAACACUCAGAGAUUUUUGAUAAAAUAAUAAGUGACUAUUAGAGAUACUUUUUUAAAAUACUUAUUUCUAUACUUAAAUGAUCAAAUUGUGACUGUGAAUUGCUUGUGGUUAUUCUCACGAAUGUUGAAUAAGAAUGUGCCAAAGAACACGUACGUGAAUGAAGUAAAAUUAUGCGAAAUGUAUAUGAAUAUACAAAUUAAUAUUUUGUAGGACGAAAAGAAUAAAGUACUUACAUGUACCUUAGUUAUGUAAGUUCAACUAAAUUUCAAAUAUUUGAAUAUACCGAAUGCCAUACUUCUCAUAGAGAAUCAAAAAAUAAUGUACAAAUCAUAGACAUUUAUAUGUUUUUGAAUAAAGUAUUGAGAAUUAUUUGCUUCCAUGUACUCAC